AUGACGAAAUCGAUAGAUUUGACUUCGUGGCAGCAGUUUCACACCAAAAGCCAAGGCGUUGACUUCGUUUGGGUAUUCUUCACAACAUACAUUGGCACAAACCAUGUCCGCAUAGUUCCGAUAGAUGUAUUCAAGCGAUUGCUGGAGGAUAACCAAGGAAUUUCGAUUCCAAAAGUCAUCCUUCACGUUCUCCCUCGCGAUAAUGUGGCGGAUGGUGGAACUUUGACAGGGUCAUUCUAUCUACGGCCUGAUGCGAGAUCGUUUUCACCAUACUUGGAUUCAAACAAGGCAAUUGUCAUGGCCUCGUGGACCGAUGAGGACCGAGUACCCCUAGGAGAAUGCGCACGCUCCAAGUUGGAGUUACUGGCACGGCUGAUCGAGCAGAAGUCAAACUGCUGGGUCCUGGUCGGAUUCGAGCUGGAGUUCUCUCUCCUAAAGCAACGAACACUUCCAAACGGAGAAGUCGAGUACGAAACCGUGAAUAUGAAUCAUGGAUGGUGCAGCAUGACUGAGGAAGAUGAAACUCUCUUAGGUCUUCUAGAGGAGGCGGUCAUGGCCCUGAAAAGCAUGGGAAUCAUGGUGGAGCAGUUCCAUGCGGAAUUGGCCCCUGGACAAUGGGAAUUUGUCCUUCCGCCGGACUCGCCUCUCAAAGCGAUAGACACGCUGGUUUUUGCGCGGCAGGUUAUCAUGAAAAUUGCCAACAAGCACGGAUAUAGAGCGACGCUUUAUCCGCGCUUAUCGCCUGAACAGCCGGGGACUGGAGCCCAUGUUCACAUAUCGCUUAAUUCCGAGUCAGCCGAGUUAUCAACGAUAGAGUCUUUCUUCGCUGGAAUCCUGGAUAAUUUCACUUCCAUUUCUGCCUUUGCACUUCCCCAGGAAGUCAGCUACGAGCGGGUGGUUGGAGGCAUCGGGAGUGGGGGUGACUAUGUGUGUUGGGGAUGGGAAAACCGAGAGACGAUCUUGCGGCGAAUUUCUAGCAACCGUUUUGAAGUGAAGAUGAUGGACGGGCUGGCCAAUUCUUACUUGGCACUUUGUGCAUUGCUUGCGGCGGGACUAGAUGGUUUACUUAAAGGCUCCGUUCUGAGAGCAGGCCCUUGUCCUACUGAGCCAAAUAAAAUGUCGGACGAGGAACUGGCUGCUCUGGGCAUCAAGAAUAAGAUGCCUUCUGGGUUGAUGGGGAGUAUCGAGAGCUUGGAGGCAAACGAAGACCUCAAGACCAUCCUGGGUGAUGCUAUUGUGUCGACGUAUCUUACGGUCAAGAGAUGCGAGUUAAAGGUUGUGCAGCAGAUGACUUCCGAAGAGAAACGUGCGUGGUUCAUUUCGAGAUUUUGA
Molecule: messenger RNA, 1332 nt
Organism: Aspergillus affinis
Lineage: Eukaryota; Fungi; Ascomycota; Eurotiomycetes; Eurotiales; Aspergillaceae
Product: FluG family protein
Exons: 1
Coding region: 1-1332 (443 amino acids)
Molecular function (GO): glutamine synthetase activity
Source: RefSeq, a predicted model, not a curated record